Molecule: messenger RNA, 2228 nt
Organism: Physeter macrocephalus (sperm whale)
Lineage: Eukaryota; Metazoa; Chordata; Mammalia; Artiodactyla; Physeteridae
Gene: PPID
Product: peptidylprolyl isomerase D
Exons: 11
Coding region: 124-1434 (436 amino acids)
Biological process (GO): protein peptidyl-prolyl isomerization; protein folding
Molecular function (GO): peptidyl-prolyl cis-trans isomerase activity; protein binding
Source: RefSeq, a predicted model, not a curated record
GCCCGUGUCGGAAGUGGGUCGCCAGCGCAGCGGUUCUUCGCAGACGCAGCCGGCUUUGGGGUUCGGGCUGCGCGGCGGCCACGGGGUGUUCCGAGGCGCUCACGAACGCGUCUGCGGGCCACAAUGUCGCACGCUUCCCCCCAGGCUAAGCCGUCCAACCCCAGUAACCCCCGAGUCUUCUUGGACGUGGACGUCGGAGGGGAGCGAGUUGGUCGAAUUGUCUUGGAAUUGUUUGCAGAUAUUGUACCCAAAACUGCAGAAAAUUUUCGUGCAUUGUGUACAGGAGAAAAAGGCAUUGGACCCACCACUGGGAAACCUCUACAUUUCAAAGGAUGUCCUUUCCAUCGUAUUAUUAAGAAAUUUAUGAUUCAGGGUGGAGACUUCUCAAAUCAGAAUGGGACAGGUGGAGAAAGUAUUUAUGGUGAAAAAUUUGAAGAUGAAAAUUUCCAUUAUAAGCAUGAUAAGGAGGGAUUACUGAGCAUGGCAAACGCAGGCCGCAACACAAACGGCUCUCAGUUCUUCAUCACGAUGGUUCCGACUCCUCACCUGGAUGGCAAACACGUAGUGUUUGGCCAAGUGAUUAAAGGAAUGGGUGUGGCAAGGAUUCUGGAGAACGUGGAGGUGAAAGGUGAAAAACCUGCCAAAUUGUGCGUUACUGCAGAUUGCGGAGAACUGCAGGGAAGGGAUGAUUGGGGAAUAUUCCCCAAGGAUGGAUCUGGUGACAGUCAUCCAGACUUCCCCGAGGACGCAGACAUAGAUGUAAAAGAUGUAGAUAAAAUUUUAUUAAUAACGGAAGACUUAAAAAACAUUGGAAAUACUUUUUUCAAAUCCCAGAACUGGGAGAUGGCCAUUAAAAAAUACACAAAAGUUUUAAGGUAUGUGGAAGCCUCGAAGGCUGCUACUGAGAACGCAGGCGGAGCAAAGCUGCAGCCUGUCGCUUUGAGCUGCCUGCUAAAUAUCGGCGCCUGCAAACUGAAGCUGUCCGAUUGGCAGGGAGCAGUCGACAGCUGUUUGGAGGCCCUUGAAAUAGAUCCGGCAAAUACCAAAGCACUGUACCGUAGAGCCCAAGGAUGGCAAGGACUAAAAGAAUACGACCAAGCACUGAGGCACAGUCCUGACACCUUGCUGGAGCACCAAGAGCCUGUCAUCCACACGGCUCAGGAUAAAAGGGAGAAAAAAAGAAAGAAGGCUGAUCUUAAGAAAGCUCAGGAGAUAGCACCAGAGGAUAAAGAUACUGCAGAACGCCUGUUACAGGCCAGGCUCCAGUCACGCUGCAGAAAGCACAAGUCAGGGUCCCUGCCUUCAGCUUACACUCCAGCCGCUUUCCACGUGUCUGAAGACUGUUUGCUCUGCUGUCCUGUAAUUCUAGAUGGAAGAGCAGCAUUAGAAGACACAGUAUUUAGGGCGAAUUUAGUGUUUGGGACCAUUUCUUAAGCCGAACGUGGCCAUGACCUAAGUAUUCUAGCUACCGAAUAUGUUUUAGGAAAGGUUUGGAAAGCUGUGACAAAAAUAAGCCUGUUUUUCAGAUAAACCAAGUACAAAUGGUGAUUCUAGGUCUAGAUGUGGAAAUAGGUCUUUGGGGAGGCACUUCAUUGGGGUCCCCCCUCUGAUGGAAGGGAGAAGGCACAUCUGUGUGUAAUUCAGUUCUCUCGGUGGACAGUCUCCUAAAAUUGUGCUCUGUGGUUUUUAUGUUUGUGUGGUCACUUUCUCCAAGUAAAAUACUCUGUUAAUAGGGCUUAGUUACUCUUUGAAGAGUUAUAUCAUUUUUUAUCAUACUACAGCAUCAGUUUGCUGGUCAGCCUCAUUUUUUGGUUUUGAGAAAUAACUCAUGUUACAUAUUUAUUUUGCAGCUAUCCAGGCAGAAUUGCUGAAAGUCAAGCAAAAGAUAAAGGCACAGAAAGAUAAAGAGAAGGCAGCUUAUGCAAAAAUGUUUGCUUAAUAAGGAAUUCAGUUUUGCUUAAGUAUGCAUUGGUUGUCUAAAGCGAGUAAGACAAUUUAAGGGUCUUGUCUAUUAAUGUAUGGUCCCUAACGUGCUCCCUCUGAGACUUCAGUUCCCAUUGUUCGCAGUCUAGGAAUACAGGUAGGGAUUCAGUCUUAAUAGACCAGUGUUACAAAAUGGUGAAGUUGAACUCAUUUUAAAUGGCUCUCUGCAUUGCAAAGGAUAAUGGUGUCCAGUGUAUUUUAAACUCCUAGACACAUCUUGUUUGAAUAAACAGAUGAAAACUUAA